Scomber japonicus (chub mackerel) is the source of this 3422-nucleotide messenger RNA. RefSeq names its product ATPase Na+/K+ transporting subunit alpha 2a (gene atp1a2a). Lineage: Eukaryota; Metazoa; Chordata; Actinopteri; Scombriformes; Scombridae. Gene Ontology annotation, cellular component: membrane. The record is from RefSeq and is a predicted model, not a curated record. The transcript is spliced from 24 exons. Bases 1 to 3033 code for a protein of 1010 amino acids. Gene Ontology annotation, molecular function: ATP hydrolysis activity; ATP binding; P-type sodium:potassium-exchanging transporter activity. Gene Ontology annotation, biological process: sodium ion export across plasma membrane; proton transmembrane transport; potassium ion import across plasma membrane.
AUGGGCAAAGGGUGUGGUGCCGAGAGUGGAGGAAAAAGGAAGAAGAAGGACAGGGACUUGGAUGAGCUGAAGAAGGAGGUGUCCUUGGAUGACCACAAAUUAUCUAUAGAUGAUCUGGGAAAACGCUAUGGACUGGACCUCUCACGGGGCUUGACCAGUGCCAGAGCUUUGGAGAUUCUGGCCAGAGAUGGUCCAAACGCCCUGACCCCUCCCCCCACCACCCCGGAGUGGGUCAAGUUCUGCCGUCAGCUGUUCGGCGGCUUCUCCAUCCUGCUCUGGACCGGUGCCAUCCUCUGUUUCCUGGCCUACAGCAUCCAGGUGGCCACUGAGGAUGAGCCGGUCAAUGACAACCUGUAUCUGGGUGUGGUGCUGGCAGCAGUGGUGAUCAUCACUGGUUGUUUCUCCUACUUCCAAGAGGCUAAGAGCUCAAAAAUCAUGGACUCCUUCAAGAAAAUGGUGCCACAGCAAGCGGUGGUGAUACGUGAUGGGGAGAAGAUGCAGAUAGAUGCUGAGCUUGUGGUGCAGGGAGAUCUGGUAGAGAUCAAAGGGGGAGACCGCACCCCAGCUGACCUUCGAGUGAUCUCCUCCAGCGGAUGCAAGGUGGACAACUCCUCUCUGACGGGAGAAUCAGAGCCUCAGACUCGCUCCCCGGAGUUCACCCACGAAAAUCCUCUGGAGACCCGCAACAUCUGUUUCUUUUCCACCAACUGCGUAGAGGGUACUGCCCGUGGCAUUGUUAUAGCCACUGGAGACCGCACAGUGAUGGGUCGUAUCGCCACACUGGCCUCUGAGCUUGAGGUCCGUCGGACUCCCAUCAACAUUGAGAUUGAACAUUUCAUCCACAUCAUCACUGGUGUGGCUGUCUUCCUCGGUGUUUCCUUCUUCAUCCUGUCACUCAUCCUUGGCUACACGUGGCUGGAGGCCGUCAUCUUCCUCAUUGGCAUCAUCGUGGCAAACGUGCCAGAAGGGCUGCUGGCUACUGUCACUGUGUGUCUGACUCUCACUGCCAAGCGUAUGGCCAAGAAGAACUGCCUGGUGAAGAACCUGGAGGCCGUAGAGACACUCGGCUCCACCUCCACCAUCUGCUCCGACAAGACGGGCACACUGACCCAGAACCGCAUGACCGUGGCCCACAUGUGGUUCGACAACCAGAUCCAUGAGGCGGACACCACUGAGGACCAGACUGGUUCAGGUUUUGAUAAGAGCUCUGCUACUUGGGCUGCUCUGUCUCGCGUGGCUGGCCUGUGCAACAGAGCUGAUUUCAAAGCUGGACAGGAGGACCUUCCCAUCUUGAUGAGGGACACAGUGGGAGAUGCAUCAGAGUCAGCUCUGUUUAAAUGCAUCGAGCUGUGCUGUGGGAGUGUUCGUGACAUGAGAGCCAGAAACACCAAAGUGGUAGAGAUCCCCUUCAACUCCACCAACAAGUACCAGCUCUCUAUCCAUGAGGUGGAGGACAAUCCCUCUGGAUAUAUUCUGGUCAUGAAGGGAGCACCGGAGAGAAUCCUGGACAGGUGCGGCACCAUCAUGCUCCAUGGCCAGGAGUAUCCGCUUGAUGAAAACUGGAAAGAUGCUUUCCAAAAUGCCUACAUGGAGCUGGGAGGACUGGGAGAGAGAGUGCUCGGCUUCUGCCACUUUAAUUUGCCUCCAUCCCAGUUCCCUCGAGGAUACACCUUCGACGCUGACGACAUGAACUUCCCUACCGAGCAGCUCUGCUUCCUGGGUCUCAUCUCCAUGAUUGAUCCACCGCGUGCUGCUGUGCCUGAUGCAGUGGGUAAAUGCCGCUCUGCUGGCAUCAAGGUGAUCAUGGUAACCGGGGACCACCCAAUCACGGCCAAGGCCAUUGCUAAAGGUGUGGGCAUCAUCUCUGAGGGCAACGAGACGGUUGAGGACAUCGCUGAGAGACUGAACAUCCCUCUGAGCCAAGUUAACCCCAGGGAUGCCAAGGCUUGCGUGGUACACGGCUCGGACUUAAAGGACAUGAGUUCGGAGUACCUGGACGACCUGCUGAGGAACCACACUGAGAUAGUGUUUGCUCGUACCUCUCCUCAGCAGAAGCUCAUCAUAGUGGAGGGCUGCCAGAGACAGGGGGCGAUCGUGGCUGUGACAGGCGACGGCGUGAACGACUCUCCGGCCCUGAAGAAAGCCGACAUCGGCGUUGCCAUGGGGAUCGCCGGCUCUGAUGUGUCCAAGCAGGCGGCUGACAUGAUCCUGCUGGACGACAACUUCGCUUCCAUCGUCACGGGAGUGGAGGAGGGUCGUCUGAUCUUUGACAACUUGAAGAAGUCCAUCGCAUACACACUGACCAGCAACAUCCCCGAGAUCUCGCCAUUCCUCUUCUUCAUCAUCGCCAACGUUCCUCUUCCACUGGGAACGGUCACCAUCCUCUGUAUCGACCUGGGCACUGAUAUGGUUCCAGCUAUUUCAUUAGCUUAUGAGACAGCGGAGAGUGACAUCAUGAAACGGCAACCCAGGAACCCCAGGACAGACAAGCUGGUCAAUGAACGCCUCAUCAGCAUGGCCUAUGGACAAAUAGGUAUGAUCCAGGCUCUGGCUGGUUUCUUCACCUACUUUGUGAUUUUGGCUGAGAACGGCUUCCUCCCUGCGUUCCUGGUGGGCAUCCGUAUCAGUUGGGACAACCGUAAUGUUAAUGACCUGGAAGACAGCUAUGGGCAGCAGUGGACCUACGAGCAGAGGAAGAUUAUUGAAUUCACCUGCCACACCGCCUUCUUCGCCAGCAUCGUAGUUGUCCAGUGGGCCGAUCUUAUCAUCUGCAAGACCAGGAGGAAUUCCCUCUUUCAGCAGGGCAUGAAGAAUCGAAUCCUGAUCUUUGGCAUGUUUGUUGAGACUGCUCUGGCUGCCUUCCUCUCCUACUGCCCAGGAAUGGACAUUGCGUUGCGCAUGUACCCCAUGAAGAUCCCUUGGUGGUUCUGUGCUUUCCCUUACAGUCUUCUCAUCUUCAUUUAUGAUGAGAUCCGUAAAUUCAUUCUGAGGAGGAGCCCUGGAGGUUGGGUGGAGCUGGAGACGUAUUAUUAACAUUCAGAAAAUGUCAGUUUGAAUCGUGUGUCUGAGAGUGUGAGUGUGGGUGUAUGUGUUCAUGUGUGUUUGUGCUUGCUUGUGAGGGUACAUCUGUGUGUGUGUGGGUGUGUGUGUGUACGUGUGUCUGUCAGUUGUAACAUUGCAUGGAUCAGUUCACAAAUCUGAUUGUCAUAAAAAUACUGCUGAAAAUAAGCUUUUGAUUGUGCUUUGAGUUUUUUGUUUUGUUUUCCCAGAAGACAUUUCCAGCAGAACAAUAGUAAUGUACACCUCCGUGCCUUAGAUAAGCUGUUAUCAAAGUGAUGUAUCAUGGCCUAUUUUGGCUAUAGAGGAAUACCAAAAUGACGUCCACUAUAUAUAAUGUACCAAAUAAAAUGUAUUCCAAAAUA